AUGUCCCGUCAAAUACCACUCCGAUCGCCGUCGGGUAACCGGAGAACACCGUUGCUACAGCCCUCGAGAAGGGCGAAUUUUGCGGAGGUGGCGGGAGGGGCGACGGCGGCGUGCGCGGCUGUGUGUUGUUGUUGCCCAUGUGCGUUGGUGAAUUUGCUUGUUUUAGCUAUUUUCAAAGUCCCUGCCGGGCUUUGUAAAAAAGCCCUUAAAGCGAAGCGGCGGAAAAGGCUUACUAAAAAAGGACUUCUGCCGCCGCGGAAAAAGAGUAAUUGUAAAUGCGGCAGUGAAGAUAUCGAACUCCAAGUUCCCCCGAGUCAGAAUCUUUCGGAAGUAAUAAAAUCAGAGGAAAUUGAGAAAGAAGUAAUGAAAUUGGAGAAGGAGAUGUGGGAAAGAUUUUACACCAACGGAUUCUGGAGAUGUCCUUCUCAGCGAGAAGCACUUGCUGAAAAAUGA
This is a messenger RNA of Mangifera indica (mango), 453 nucleotides long. RefSeq lists its product as uncharacterized. The record is from RefSeq and is a predicted model, not a curated record. The transcript has a single exon. NCBI's taxonomy places the organism in Eukaryota, Viridiplantae, Streptophyta, Magnoliopsida, Sapindales, Anacardiaceae. The coding region runs from base 1 to 453 and encodes 150 amino acids.